This is a messenger RNA of Penaeus vannamei (Pacific white shrimp), 1533 nucleotides long. Lineage: Eukaryota; Metazoa; Arthropoda; Malacostraca; Decapoda; Penaeidae. The record is from RefSeq and is a predicted model, not a curated record.
AUGGUCCUGCUAAACCUUAGAUUUAAACAUUAUGAAAGCGCUCUGUCUUACUUUACUUUAGCCCUAACGCACUUAGCAUUCCACAGAAUUAGGCUAAGGUGCCUCUCGACCCUUGGUGCCUCUCGAAAAGGUGCCCUCUUCGACGACCAAAGGUGCCCUCUCGACCCUUCCAAACCUAAAGGUGCCCUGACCCUUCCAAAGGUGCCCUCGACCCUUGUGCACAAAGCCCUCUCGACCCUUCCAAAGGUGCCCUCUCGACCUUCCAAAGGUGCAUUCCAAAGGUGCCCUCGACCCUUCCAAAGGUGCCCUCUCGAAAAGGUGCCUCUCGACCCUUCCAAAGGUGCCCUCUCAACCCUUCCAAAGGUGCCUCUCGACCCCAAAGGUGCCCUCUCGACCAAGUUCUCGAGGUCCUCUCGACCCUUCCAAAGGUGCCCUCUCGACCCUUCCAUAGGUGCCCUCCGACCCUUCAAAGGUGCCCUCUCGACCCUUCCAAGGUGCCCCUCUCGAGGUGCCCUCUCGACCCUUCCAAGGUGCCCUCUCGACCCUCUGCCCUCCAAAGGUGCCCUCUCGACCCUUCCAAAAGUGCCUCUCGACCCAAAGGUGCCCUCUCGACCUUCCAAAGGUCUCGACCCUUCCAAAGGUGCCCUCUCGACCCUUCCAAAAGGUGCCUCUCGACCUUCCAAAGUGCCUCUCGACCCUUCCAAAGGUGCCCUCACCCUUCCAAAAGGUGCCCUCUCGACCCUUCCAAAAGGUGCCUCCGACCCUUCGGUGCCCUCUCGACCCUUCCAAAGGUGCCCUCUCGACCCUUCCAAAGCCCUCUCGACCUUCCAAAGGUGCCCUCUCGACCCUUCCAAAAGUGCCUUCUCGACCCUUCCAGGUGCCCUCUCGAAAGUGCCCUCGACCCUUCCAAAAGUGCCCUCUCGACCCUUCCAAAAGUGCCUUCUCGACCCUUCCAAAAGUGCCCUCUCGACCCUUCCAAAGGUGCCCUCUCGACCCUUCCAAAGACCCUUCAAAGGUGCCUCUCGACCCUUCCAAAGGUGCCCUCGACCCUUCCAAAGGUCCCUUCGACCCUGGUGCCCUCUCGACCCUCCAAAGGUGCCCUCUCGACCCUUCCCAAAAAAGUGCCCUCUCGACCCUCCAAAGUGCCCUCCAAAAGUGCCCUCUCGACCUUCCAAAGGUGCCCUCUCGACCCUUCCAAAGGUGCCCUCGACCUUCGACCCUUCCAAGGUGCCCUUCGACCCUUCCAAAGACCCUUACCCAACCACCCCUCUCGACCCUUUCGAAAAGGUGCCCUGCACUCUUCCUCUCGGAAAAGUGCCCUCUCGACCCUUCCAAAAAGGGCCAUUUCCAAAGCCUCUCUCGACCUGCCCUCCACCCUCCAAAGGUGCCAUCUCGCCCUUCCAAAGGUGCCCUCUCGACCCUUCCACAAGUACGCUCUCGACCUUCCCAAACCGAGAAAAAGAUCAUUAUCCCCCCUGCCGAGAAGCCCGCGAGAGAGGGCCAGAGGCUCGACCCGGCACCGAGGAGCCGUGA